Messenger RNA from Trichoderma harzianum CBS 226.95, 1933 nucleotides. RefSeq lists its product as hypothetical. Gene Ontology annotation, molecular function: catalytic activity. Bases 168 to 1646 code for a protein of 492 amino acids. The transcript has a single exon. The record is from RefSeq and is a predicted model, not a curated record. Lineage: Eukaryota; Fungi; Ascomycota; Sordariomycetes; Hypocreales; Hypocreaceae.
CUUCACAUGUGAUGGUUGUCACGUCAAGAGUUGCCGAAUCUUGACGUUCUAUAAACCUCGCCAAGAACUCUCAAGCUACGUAAUUCCCACAACGAGACACAUUAUAAGAAACAGUUCAUAAAAAGCGUUUCCAUAAGGAGCGCAGCGCAUAUAAGAAAAACAAGAUCAUGGGCAUCUCAAGCAACCUCGUCAACCGCACCUCCUUCACCGCAGCCGACAUCGUCAAGGACAUCUGGACCAGCCUCCAUCUCCCCCCUCACGCCCUCUCAUCCCUCACUCUCCCCGGCCAUCAACCCGGACCAGCCACCCCAUCAUCUUUCAAAAUCGGGCAUCUCGCACAAAGUUCAAUUGCUCUAUCCGCACUUACAGCAUCUCUCGUCCACAGCGAACGAUCUUCAUCCUCCUCACCAUCAACAUCUAUACCUCCCAUUCCCCGCGUCAGCGUCCCUCUCGACCACGCCUUGAUAGAAUUCAAAUCCGAACGUCUCUACAGCAUCGACAACCAGCCCCUCGAAUCCGUCUGGGGCACAAUCGGCGGCCUUCACAAAACUGCAGAUGGCUAUGUCCGCAUCCACGACAACUUCCCCAACCACGCCUUGGGGACUCUCCAGCUCCUUGGCCUCCCACCAACAGCUGCCCGCCAAGAUGUCGCCGCAAAGGUAGCUCAAUGGAAGAGCGUCGAUCUCGAAACCGAAGCCACGGAGAAAGGAAAGCUCGCCAUUUACGCUCUGCGAUCAUAUGCUGAAUGGGACGCCCUCCCUCAAGCAUCAGCCAUCGACGACAAUCCCAUUCUCAUCAAACAGCUCGCCCCUGGACCUCCAAAGAAGUUGCCCGAAACUGGUUCCAGCCGUUGUCUCCAGGGCAUCCGCAUCCUCGAACUGAGCCGUGUCAUCGCCGCCCCCGUAGCAGGCAAAACUCUCGCCGCUCACGGCGCCGACGUCUUAUGGGUGACGAGCCCCAACCUGCCGAACCAGCCCGGACUAGACAGAGACCUGAGCCGCGGCAAACGCACCAUCCAACUAGACAUCCACAAGCCCGACGAAAAAGAGCGUCUUCUCGAGCUCCUGCGUUCUUGCGACGUCUUCAUCCAGGGAUACCGCCCAGGCAGCCUCGCCGCAUACGGCCUCUCGCCCGAAGAGCUCCAAAAGGCAAACCCGGACAUCAUCUGCGCGAACCUCUCCGCCUUUGGACCGUCCGGCCCGUGGUCUCAGCGCCGGGGGUACGAUUCCCUCGUGCAGACGUGUACCGGCAUGAACGUCUCCGAGGCAGAGCACUUUGGGGCCGGCGAGCCCGCGCGCGUCAUGCCUUGCCAGGCGCUCGACCACGCUGCUGGUUAUCUUCUCGCCACGGGAAUUACUGCCGCACUUCAUCGAAGGGCUCAAGUUGGGGGAUCGUGGGUUGUGGAUGUUUCGCUGGCGGGAGUGAUGAAGUAUCUGCGUAGCUUGGGGCAGUAUCCUGGUAAGACGGGUUUUGAGAGUCAAGAUGUGCAGGCUCAGGAGGAUGUGCGUGCAGACUAUCUCGAGACGAGGGAUACGGCGUUUGGAAGCAUGAGGGCUGUAAGACAUAGUGCGAUUGUUGAGGGGUGCGAGGUUGGAUGGGAGGAGAUGCCGAAGCCGCUGGGGUCUGAUGAGGCGAGAUGGCUGUAGAUUGAGCUGACGUAAAUUAAAUAGAUAUGUAUUUGUAGUGUAUACCCCAUCCCCCUAUUAUACUGAAUCUUUUACUGGCUAGAUGCUGACGCUGAAAGUACACGACAUUGUGGAAGUAGACAAAAUCUCCUGAACUGAUUUCUAUCCCAACUCAUGUACCCCCCUUGAAUCUACCUCCACCACCGCCGGCUGUCCUUCUACUUCAGCCAGCGGCGUGUACGUCUGCUUCAUCCCCAUUGAUUCCACUGUUCCCGAAUUCACCUCUCGUCCGUCCUUCUCGACCCGUG